Ziziphus jujuba (common jujube) is the source of this 2113-nucleotide messenger RNA. RefSeq names its product fatty-acid-binding protein 2. The record is from RefSeq and is a predicted model, not a curated record. NCBI's taxonomy places the organism in Eukaryota, Viridiplantae, Streptophyta, Magnoliopsida, Rosales, Rhamnaceae. Gene Ontology annotation, cellular component: chloroplast stroma. Gene Ontology annotation, molecular function: intramolecular lyase activity; fatty acid binding. Bases 458 to 1738 code for a protein of 426 amino acids. The transcript is spliced from 11 exons.
GAGCCAACUCCAACGCUUUUUUUCUCUCUCUUCCCCGCCAGCCACCGAACUAAAAAACCAACCUACAAAGCGCGUGACCAAGAAAAUGCCAUUCGUUUUUCUAUCAUUUGUUGGUGUUUGCCUUUUUCAUUUACCUUUUACGUCCCAGAGAGAGAGGCAUUUUAAACCAACUGUUGCUUGUUCUUCUUUCCUAACCAAAGCAUAUUCCUUUUCUCUCUCUUUCUAUAUAUCUCUCUCCUAACGACAUUGUAAACACGGUAAUUAACUUUAUAAUUGCAAAAGAAAAAACCUAAAGAUCCAUUGGAAAGGAAUACCUCCAUCUCAGCCCCCUUUUUUUUUUCUUUUAAGUUUUGUUCUUUGGAACCGCAGGUGUAUUAUAUCUGCCUUGAUCCCUAUAUUGCCAACUUUUGUUGUGAGAGUUUGAAGUCCAACUUGGGUUUCCGUAGAGCAUAUAAAAAUGAGGAAUAACUGGUUCUGGUUCAUGGAUCUUGAUGGAGGUUCUCCAUAUAUCUUGCCCAUGGAGCCUCUCACUUCAUAUGGUUUGGGGGGUCAUCUAUUUUCACAACUUAGUUCAUUUGUGGAUAAUUCGUUCUACCAUUCUAGUUACUUGUCUGUCCCUGGAAGUUUAGCUGUUGAAGGAGCUUUUAGCCAUAUUUCAAAGCUUGCUGGUGCAUUACUUUUUCUGUUCUCUAGUGGAUCCAGUUCAAAUAUAAGAAGAGAGAUAGUGGGUAGCCCACGGGGUUCUAAACCCAGAAUCUUAAAAUCUUCUUCGCACUUUAGGCAGAUUACUUCUAGCAGACAAAAUUUUAAAGGAUUACACUUUAGUUUUAGAUCAAAUGGCAAAUAUACUAUUCCGGUUAUUGAUAAGAUAUCAAGUUUUUUAUUGAAACUUUUUCACGUAGAAGCUGAAAAGCUACAAUUGUAUCCCAUGCUUUCCCUUGCUGCUGCCCUGGUACCGCCAUUUGAUAACAUAUCUUCAAAAGUGCUUGCUGUUCCACUAGAGAAUACUGAUGUCAUGAUUCAGAGGCAAUGUUGUGAGGUUGAGCAUCAAGGAUGUGCUGGUCUCUCCUUUCCUGACUUGAACUGGAGAAGGCAUGCAGUUGAGCCCAGAACUGGCAUUGAGUUCCCAAUGAUUUUGGACAACAUUUUAGCCGGCGAGAGUAAUUCCAGAUUAACUUCAGAGAUUCUUGUUGGAACUGGAUCCAGAACAAUGACAAUAAUUAAGAUCAAGUCUCUGAAUGUCUAUGCUUUUGGUUUCUAUAUUCAUCCUUCCUCUGUUUGUGAGAAAUUAGGUCGGAAGUAUGCUUCUGUUUCAGCUGCUGAACUAAAUAAAUGUCAAGGUUUCUAUGAAGAUCUUCUCAGGGAAGAUAUCAAUAUGACUGUUAGGCUUGUGGUUAGUUGCAAUGGAAUGAAAAUCAAUAGUGUAAAAGACGCGUUUGAGAAAUCCCUUCGAGCCCAAUUACUGAAGACAAACCCAGAGACCAAUUUUCAUUGCAUAAGAACUUUUGGCUCGUUCUUCACGCAAGAUAUUCCAUUGCCUGCGGGCACAAUAAUUGAUUUUCGACGAACAGCUGAAGGACAAUUGAUUACUGAAAUUGGAGGUAAUCAAAUCGGAGCAGUACACAGCAAGGAUUUGUGCAGAGCUUUCUUUGGCAUGUACAUUGGGGAUGUCCCUGUUUCAGAGCAAACAAAACAAGAGAUAGGAGAAAAUGUUGCAUCUUUAAUUAGAAGGUGUUGAGCUAGUUCAUUUCUUGUCACCAUUACCCCACUUUUUUAAAAUAGGUAAUGGUUUCUGGUAGUCCAAUAGUGUAGCUGUACACUUUUAUUAAUUAGUUCAAAGGCACUCGGAGGAAAGAGCUCCGAAAAUGGAUCGGUUUUCACAGAAGAUACCAAUGCAUCAGAGAGGAAAGAAUGGGUAAUUACCAAAUUUGCUUAGAUAUGGACUUUGGAGGGCUUGAAUUAUCAAGCUAUAUGUUGUUAGAUUUAUAUGUAUGCUUAUAAUCAUUUGUAGCAUUUUCUUUGGAUUCUUGUCGGUUAAUGACUGGUCCUGCUAUAUUCCUUUUGUAAUUUUUUUUUUCCCCCAAAUUAAUACAAAGAGAAAUGGUUAAUCUCA